This is a messenger RNA of Schistosoma guineensis, 5687 nucleotides long. The record is from the annotation of a GenBank genome assembly. NCBI's taxonomy places the organism in Eukaryota, Metazoa, Platyhelminthes, Trematoda, Strigeidida, Schistosomatidae.
GAAGACCGAGGGUCAGCUUCAUCAACCGCCGUUUUCGUAAAUUUGACUGUAAAACUCAUGUUGACUUUUUCGUAAGUGUUCAGAUCUUAUUGACAUUUUAAAAGUGAUAUUGAGAAGACUUUACGAUGUUCUUUUGGUUAAAGUUUAACUUAGUAAGUUGGUGUAGUCCUCAUUAAUCGAUGUACCUUCACUGACGAAGAAACUAUUCUCCGGAGAAUUUAAAUUUAUAAUUUCGGAACACUCGUUCCUCAUAGGUUUGUUUUUAUUGGACAAAAAAAUCUACUGCUCGAAGUCGUCCGCGAUGAAAGCAGUCAUUUAUUAAUUGGUCCAUAGUUUUGCACAAGGUGAUUUCGUUUGUAUUUUGUUAUUGUAACAGGACACUAAAGAUUACCAAUGAUUUCAAAAUGCAACAAUACUUGUAGGCUUUACGCCAGCAAAUUAUCCCUGGUAUUCUGGAGAGCAAGUGCUGAAACGAAGCUGUUUAAGAUGCUAAAUUUAAUCUAUAUGUAUUUAAAAUAAAUGGUCAACGUAUACCCUACCGUCGUGUCCCACUUUACGUAAAUCCCUGGUUUCGAUUUUUCCAGAAAUGAACAGUUGUCAGUUUGUAUUAGUUCUUGCUAUCGGGGUCUUCGUAAAGGUCGAGUCUGAUUUUCUAACGUUAAUCGCUGUCUCCUAAUUAAAAUAUAAGUAUUAGUUCUGAUUCACUAUUUGUUGAUGCGGUUAGUAAUACUAGCUAGCUUAACUUUCAUAAAAGCCCAAUAUUUUUUGAAUACAAGUUUAUAUCUUUUAUUUACUUUGACCAGUUCGAUUUAUUUCGUCUUCUAUUUCGAGAAAAUAAAGACGCUUUUGUUAGUUCUAACACAAGCCCGUCUGAUUCCGCCAAAUUAUUCAACUUCGGGUAUAGACUAGACGUUCACUUAUCCAACAAAAGCUGGUAUAUCAUGCGUUAGCCCUCUCUAUAGGUAUACAUUUAAUAAGUUCCAUUCGCUGCAACAGGCAUCUUUUAGACAUUACCAAUGAGCUAUAUUGGUUAACGGAAGUAUUCAAUUAGAAAGUUGUUGGCGCCACUAGGACCAAGAAGUAAUAUCAGUCCAUAAAGUUAAUUUCAGUCAUGAGCCUUGCAGGCAGUUCCAGACUUUAUGGUCCAGUUCCUUUAUUUUCAUCUAUUUUGUAUAGACACAAACAUCGGUAAAAGAAGGCACCAAAUAUACAUGCGCCACACUUCGUCAUCUGAUUUAUGUGAGGACUGGAAAACUGCUUGAGUGCCCAAACCGAAGCAGGUGGUCUUCUCAGAAGGCCACCCCCAAGCCAUUGACCUAGAAGUCUUAUCCACAAGACAGUGGAGAGAUGCAGUCCCACGGUAGCCAGUGACCAACAAUAGGUUGGUGCACCAUCUGUUCCCUCAGGAUCCUGAAGCGUAUGUGCACUAUUGGUUUGGAACCAGGGUUUUCUUGCUCUUCUAAGUGGUUCCUUUGUAUCCACCAUCUUGGUUAAAGCGUCGGACAUUCGCCUUUCGUCCUCUGAAUCUCGUAGACAAGACCCCACGACGAGAAGUGAGUGAGUAGGAUUUCCCUGAGUGUUUGUAUACAUGUGGUCAUGUGAGAGCGUUUCGAGAGGGAAAGCAGACUCUACCUACCAUCGACCAUACCAGAGCAUUUAGAGGCGUUUGGUUCCUUAAGAUUGUCAUUGGGUGUAGUUGUAAAUCUUAGAUUACGUAGAUUAAACUAGGUUGUAGAAAUGCUAACCUGUCUUUAUAUUCUGCUGCAUUCCCAUCUUAAUGUCAUUUUAUACAUCUUACUUUCUACUUACUCCCUUUCACUACCAUCGAUAUUGUAUUACUUCCAAGGUUUGGCGUGGUUAUAUCAAACAAAGCUAACAAUCAAUGGAUCGUUUACGAUAAUAAAAUAAUUUGUUUGUAAUAUCCCAACGGGUAGAAAACAGAACUUAUGUGGUUUAGGAGCUUAGUGUAUUUCUUUUAAAGAAGCUGAUCAUCUGCGCAUCAUUCAUUUGAUUGUACCAUCGGUUUACUCCCUACAUCCAGUGGAGUUUUAGUCCGAUAGCUGACAAUUCCCAUCUACAAUUUUCAUAAAUCCUACUUUGUAUUUGUCUACCUGAUUCCGUCCGCAUUACUUCUAAAUUUCUUGCAGAAUGUUAGUGAGUCGAUAAAUGGGAAAGAAAAAGAUCAGCAACACACAGCCCUCGUGUGAUUUUUGUUUCAGUAAACAUGGUUUGGAGGAUCUGGAAUCAUUAUAUCCCACACUCAUAAAAGUUGCCGGAUGUAAUGAAUUGCCCUUACUGGAUUUAUCUUCAAUCCAAAUGGAUUUGGAGCAAAUUCUGGCUAGCGUAGUAGAGCGUGUUAUUUGCCUAAAAGCUGAGUCCAAAGGGAAGGGUUUACCUGUUAAUAUCAUUUCUUCACUAAAAUAUCAAAAAGGAAGUUGUGAGCCUGAAUCUAAUCAACAAUGUCUCUCGAAAUCUUCGUUGGUUGUUAAAGCUAAUCCUGACAAACCACUUACUUUAAUAAUAUCUCAGCGCUCAGGUCCUUGUCCGAAUUCUCAAUCAAUACUACCUGCUAUUUCUAGUGGACUUAGCAAGGCCAAACCUUCGGUGAGUGCAUUCGGCCUGCGACGGUCCAGCAGGUCGUCCGUUGAAGAAGCACCUGAGGCAAAUUCCCCCACAUCUGACAAGAAUCAGUUAUCUGCAAGUUAUGCUAUUCCGAAUAAAUUCUGGGAAUUAAUGGAACCAUAUUGUGCUGAAAUAACGGAGGCGAAUGUCAGUUACUUAGAAAGCCUUAUCCGAUCAUAUCAGCAUUUGGAAUCAAUUUACUUUCAUUUGCCUGUACUCAAACAAAGUGAAUCGUGUAAAAAUGAAACCAGCGAAGCACCAGCUUGCAAAAGACUUAGACGUGGUUCUUCUCAAAUUUUUCAACAGGCCACUACAGACGAAUCAUUGUGUUCAUUGAAUAACUGUAAUUCGUCCAUGUCCUCAUCUCAAUUGCUCAAUGUAACCAAAUACUUGGAAACAGAGCUCAAAAAACCAGUCCCUGAAUCUUCCAUGUUAAGUAAAAUAUCUCAAUCCCUUUUGGAAUCUUGUUAUCAAGACGAUAUACUGUCAAAUUUUAGUGGAAAAUUAAAUUUUACAACAAAUCAAGUAAAAGAUAAUGAAGUUGAAGAUAAUCAAUCAGGAUGUACUGAUCCUAGUAGUUCCGAUUAUGGGACUACAUCAUCUGAAGCUCUCCAUGUCAACAGAUACAACAAUAACACCAAUUCGUCAAACACAUUGAUAAAUUCACAAGUGACGAAUUAUCCGUCAUCAGGAUCUACGAUAACAAAUCACAAUUUCUUAAUCGAUCCACACUUGCUUACUUCACGCGCUAGUGAACCACUUAAAAGUAUAGCUAAACAACUACGUGUCAGUUCAUCAUAUCGAGUAGAAAAAAAGAUUGCACAGGCGAUUGAUGAACUGGGCUUGUUUCCCCUUAGUGUUUUACAUCCAAAAGUUUCACCUUUGGUUGAAUCUAAAGAAGAUUGCAAUCCUCACAAUCUAUCUUCCGGCGCAGUAUGUCAUGAUACUGUUUCUCAUUCAACAAAGUUAAUUAUCCGAAAAAAUAAAAUUACUUCAUCAAAUUCAGUGAAAUCAAGUCCAUUGAAACAUUCAGAUGAAGUUCAAGAUACUCUUGAGAAAAAUCAUGUUUUCAAAAAACGUCGAGUGAAUAACGACAAAUCAUUAUCUCCUUUACCUGAACAUCACAAAAAUACAUCAUGUGAACCAAAUCCAACAGAUAUUGAACAUUCCACGGAAUUAUCAUUGUUACCUGUGAAAAUAGAAAAUAUCAAUCCGAUUAUCGAUAACAAUAAUGAUAAUAAUAAUAAUAAUAAUGGCCGAAUUAAAUCUACAUGUUAUUUAAAAAAAUUAAAACGAAAGAAUUUAAAAAUGUCAAAAUCGUUAUGUUAUAAAAAUAAAUUACGAAACACUGUGAAUAGCAAUAGUACACAUAAUGAAAUUCUGUACAAUGGAAUAACUCCUAGUUUGGAUGAUUCAAUUGAAUCAAACAAAUCGGAUUGCAUUCCUAACUCUCAUCCUGAUCCAAAUCUUCCUACCAUCGACACUGAAUAUUUCAGUGACCUAGAUAAUCCUCCAGGAAAACACGAUCCACAUAUUAAUGUCAGUCCACGCAGUCGUAAUGGUUUCACUACUCAACUGUCGACGGAAAAUGAAAAGCGACCAAUUGAUCCAACAAGUCCUAAACAAAUCCAACAUUCUCUAAGGCAUAAUCGUUUUUCACCGAACAAUUUAUCUGGAUCUCAUUGUAAUACGGACAGUAAUCCUCUAUAUGGGUCGUUAGAAAAUCAUGAACCAGUUCUUGUAAAUGGUGAUUUAUCACUAUCUGAAUUUCACAGUGAAAAAUUGACGGAAAAUGAUAGAUUAGGUGAUAAACCGAAUUCGAAUUGUAAUACUUUUGAGGGGGAUUGUGAAACAGCUCAGGUAUUAGAUUCCAACUUACACAGUUCCUUGAACCAAAAUAAUGAACAAUUUACUUCUCCACUUCAAAAUGGUCAACUCAAAUUCAAAAUAGAUACCAACUGGACAGAAAGGACAAAUAAAACAAAUGAUUUAACAGGGAAAUGUAGUCAUGAAGCUUCUCCUAUAAUCCAGCAUAACGAUUCAAAGUCACCAGACUGUGGUAUCAACACAGUGAUUCAAAAUCAUAUGUUCUUUAGUCAAGAUACUCCAUCAACAGCAACUACACAGUAUGGAUCUGGUGCUGUUGAUGAUAUUGGCUGGGCUAUUGUUCAACGUCAACGGGAGUUGAGAUUGUUAUGCACGGCAAACCAUCGAAUGCUUCGACGACUCGUACAGGCAGCUAGAAGAGAUAUGCAACGCCAAGAAAUACAAAGGCGUCUAGCGAUUGCAGACGCUGAUGUUAUUGAAGCUUAUAAUAAACUAGAAAGUUAUCGUCCACAUCGUAAACCUCCAUUGAAACGUGAUCGUGAUAUAUCAUGGAAAGCAUUGAAAGAACGUCGUAAAAUACUCAAAGAAUUAGAAGCUUUUGAUGCUAAAUCUCCUUAAAAUUGUGAUGAUCAAAUUAAUUCAACCUAUAAUAGUUUAAAUCCACUUUGUACAUAAUUUAAACUCUAUGUUCAUUCUUUAUUGUUUCUUAAAAAUAGAAAUAUUAUUAAUUGUAAUAUAUUUUAUUGCUUAUCCUAUCAUAUAGUAAUUGGGAAAAUGUGUUUUUUUUCCUUUAAUGUUAUGUAGAAUCUCACAUCAAUAUUAAUAAAUAGUUUUGUAUACUUUAAAACAAUUUGUUUUCUGUUCUUGUUUAUUUUCUGCUUGGUUUCCACUUUUUCCAAUCAAUGCUUUAUAUAAUUUUCUCAUUGGUUUUUUGUAUUCUUUAUGUAUGUAUGUAUGUAUCUAUUUUUUUACUCUUAUGUAAGUUUUUUUGUUCUUCUUGUUGUACAUAAAUUUAUCGGGUUUCUAUUCAGUUCGUUUUUUCUACAAUUAACUAACUGUAUACCAUGAUGCUCAGCAUUUUGUUCGAUAUCGUUUUAUGAGUUCAUUGUUUUCUUUAAUGAAACAACAGUCUUUCUACAACCUUUACUAUAUAUAUAAUGAUUAUUACUACUACCACAUUUGUUUAAUGUAUUCAUUUAUUAUAAGCAGUAGAUUUCAAAUAUACUAUCUACUGACUA